AUGAACAGCUACAGGAAACACUCCUUGUCGUUCUACGUCCUGGACACUGCGGCAUGCGGGGGGGACUUUUCCACCCUGUGGAGGGACCUGGAGUUCGCCCCCACAGAGGACAUCAUAAUAAUAAGCAUAAAGAAUGACUCCAGGCGGGACAGCCACCUUAGGAUGGCCAUAAAAGCAAAGUUAGAACAGCUCUCACGUCGAAAUGGUCAGAAGAUGUUGUGCGAUCCGCAAGACCAGUACGAACUGGUGGAUCCAAACUUCCAAUUCGAGGGAAACUCAUUUAUUCUUUUUGUUAGGGGAGAGCUGCGUAACGACAUCCGGCAGGUAUUCUGCAAAAGUGUUAAACUACGCGUGAGGAGGUCUUAUGGGAAGAGCUACAGAAUGAUUAUGAGGCGUUACUUCGAUCAUUCCAUAAUGGGUAGGCUUCCACUUGGGGGGGACAACCCUGAACAAGUGGGGAUGACAAAACGGGUGGCGAAGCGGAUGGCCAAGCAGAUGACCAAGCAGAAUGGACCGAGUCAGGUGAAGGAUUGUCCCCCCCGCAGACGCACCCGGUGCCGCAGUGAAGGUACCAAUCCGUAUGCCAAGGUCGACGUGGAUGAGAACACAGAGAAGUACAAGAAACGGCACGAUGAGAACGUUGUCAUAUGUAUCACGUUUACGUUUAAAGGAGUCACCCUCUGCGUUUGUCUUUCCAACUUCGAUUUGGAAAAGCAUGUAGAAGGGUACAAGUACUACAGGUGUUUGCUCAGCCAAGGGAAGUGGUUUGGCGGUGGCGAAAAUAGACCCGACAUCGGUUCGAUGCAACGCGGUUGCCGCCCAGCCGAUCGACGAAGUAACUACGCGGAAGUGUUUCUGGAGAACUACCGUCUGUACUGCAAGCAGAUGUAUAACCACUUCACAAACAGCAUAGCCUUCGAGACAGACAAGGAAGACCUCCACUUGUUUGGCAUGGAUAUCGCAGUCCUACAAUGUUUCAAUCAGUUGGUUCUUUUUAACCACUUAGGGGAGAGUAACCUACAGAAUGACUCCCUCAUUUGGGGAAACAACGUUGCCAUUUUGAAUAAAAGUGAAAAAAACAUGUUGCAGAAAAGGUCCUAUUUUACCUUAACAUGUUCAGGUAAAAAUGGUGAAUUAAUUCCCUUUGGCUUUAAAUUUUGCUGCGAUUUGUUUUCCCAAAUGGAGAUUAGCAUUGUGGAUGAUUUUUUUUUGUCGCAAGUUGGGGAGGCCAAUCGGGGGGGAGGACAAGUGCACAUUGGGGUGAAGCCGGAGGUUCUGGAGUUGGGUUCCGUGUACACGUAUCAGGUGUGUCAGUCGAGCUUCCAGUUGGAUUAUGUGCAUGCAGGGGGGGGUAGCGGGCAGGAUUACGAAAAUGGGGGACACCUCUCCUUUUCGAUUCUAUGCUUCGAUCCAAAGAGUCAAUCCACUAUCCCAAUCAACCUCUACUCGUACCUCCACUUGAAAAAGAACUCCAUUUUCAAGUACCUGGAGGAGAACGUCCGUUUUGGGGGUAGCCAUUCCAGCGGAAAGCGAAAGGAAUGUUGCCCCACACGUGAAAGGCAACAAAACAAGGUUGACCUGUUAAGGCACGUUUACGUGUAUCCACACAAAGGGAUUGUAAGGCAAAACGAGGAGAAGAAAAUAAAGCUUAACAUAUACGUGGACCACAUGCUAAAAACAGAUCAAGUUGUAGAGGGCUCCUUCCUUCUAAUCGUUCGUUUUCACAAAUGUGGGAAGGACAUUAAACAGAUCUUUAUUACGUGCAGGUACUCCCUGCGGGAUAACGUUGUAAGUGCACUUCUUCGGGAGAACCGCCCGUUGGGGAGAACACCCUGGAGUAAUCGCCCCGAAAUUAAGGGAAAAAGCAAACACAGUAGGACCACCCCGGUGAAGACAAAUAUGAGCUUACACAGUAGGUAUAAACGAAACGACCUGUCCAAUUGCAAACGUAGGAAAUGCUUGGAGGAGGAAAAAGGCAGACCCUUCCUUCCAGUGAACAUUACCAAAUUCGUUUUGUAUUCCUUCUUUGCGAUUGAUCAGUACGAAAGGGGGUUACUCAGCGGGCAUGCAACGGUUGAUGUGCUUCCUGGGCGGGAGAACCCCCCUCUGGGGGCAGAUCAACCGUUUUAUGCGCUAACCCUGUCCAACCUACACACGGACCACCUGGUGUACUGCUUCAGCCCCACCUCCUCCCUCCAGGAAGAAGACAAAAAAAAAGUUCACUGUAACCUGAAUUAUUAUUGGAGGAAACAUUUUUUUUGUGUUCAGUACCCACAGGACAGUUACAUCGACGAGAAUUUUUUCCUCCAAAGUCGUAUCAUGCAGGGUAAUGUGAAAAGGCAAAGUCAGGAUGACAUACCGCUGGAGGUUCAUUACUUAGUGGGGCAAAUACGAAAAAAUGGAAAAGUGGACAGACUCAUCCGUGUGGGCACCAUUCUGCUACUGUGGGAGGAACUCUUCCGGGUGUUAACCCCUCCAUUGGGAACCUUCGCAAAAGUCACCCAAAUGGUUAGACGCAUUUACAAGCAUCCCAGGUUAAAGCAACAAAGAAAAAUGCACUUAAUAUUUCGCACCAUUGUGAAGAAAUCUCCGUCUGUUUUGUACAAAAAUAUUUUUCUGAUCCUCCUAUCCUUCCUGAAGAAGCUUUUUUUUUACUUCGUCCGUGUGUGUUUGCACGAUUUUGUAAUCUCCAUGGGGGGGGCACAGAUCCAACGGGGAGAAAUGAGCGGUGGUCCCUUUGGUAAGUAUUCCCCGUUUGGUCCGUCUACCCAGGUGGAACCGCCACCCCCCUUUCCGCUUUUCCUGCGUGCCUUCCACUUCUUUCACGUCUCCUUCCUCAGCUAUGUCACCACCUUCUUCCUGAGUUUUCUAGACCACCAAAUCGGCCUCGACUUGGCGCACUACCUACUAUUCCACGUGUAA
Plasmodium coatneyi is the source of this 2922-nucleotide messenger RNA. RefSeq lists its product as uncharacterized. The transcript has 2 exons. The record is from RefSeq and is a predicted model, not a curated record. Lineage: Eukaryota; Apicomplexa; Aconoidasida; Haemosporida; Plasmodiidae. Bases 1 to 2922 code for a protein of 973 amino acids.